AUAGCCCCAAACAAACUACUAUGAAAAAAGUUAACUCUAUCCCAGCCAAAACCAGUAUAAGACCUUUAAAAGAAUCAGUUUCAUUUGAGAGUUUGGUACAGAACAAAGCCUGUUUUGUUUUGUUUCUGGUCUUGUUGGAUUUGAUGUUCCCGUUAGUACCAAUUCCCAAAUCUUUCUGAUUCUGAGUGGAAGGGCUUUUUUUGGUAACAAUUCAUCUUAAACAGUUUUGUAAUACUACUGCAUUUUAUUGGAACAAUCUUAGAUCAUCCAAAUCUCUUUACAUUUAAAGUUUGAGAGAACCCCAGCCAGAUAGUUCUUUUGCAAAGUGGUGAAAAACAGAAUGGUUAAGCUACAUGUACAGAGCUGGAUUUGAAGGUUAAUCAGAGAACUAUCUGGAGGAGUUGUAUCUAUGCAUCUCAUUGAACACAUGAAUAAAGAGAUUUUGUACGUAGAAAUGGAAUGUAAAGCAGACUGGGGUGUCAAUCAUACUAAAUAUCUCUCUGUUUUUCUCCCUUAGUAAUAGGUAUGUAAAUGUUAAUAUCACUAACUCAAGAAAGUCAUCAGCUUUUGUCCCAUUUUUCUUUACCACCUUUUCGUCUUCCUGUGCUCACCUUUGUUGUAUUAGGCUCAUUCAGGAAUUCGCUUGUGAGCAUGUUUCCUUUUUUCCUAAUAUCCAGAAGUAAUAUUGUGGCUUCGAAUAGAAGAGGCCAAGUAUAAGAAAUUAAUGCAGCUGUAAACAAUGAAUCAGCAUUUUGACUUCUGUGUGUCCUCUACCAUGGCAUGCUUGAUGUAUCUGAGCAUAUUCUAAAUAGUAAUGAAGUCAUUCUCCAUACCCAGGAAGUUAAGUAUCUCCAGUCAUAGAUGCUGUACCAGUUCUUGGACUGACAGACCCAAGACUCUGCUACUUACUGGAUGGAUUCCUCUUCAUUUACGCAGUCAUCAUGACAGCCCUUUUUGUGAAAGCAAAGCUUAGCCAAGCCUCUGAACCACAACUGCAACCAGGCCAGGAUGAUGUGUAUAAUAAACUGUCUCGUGGACACAGAGAUGAAUAUGAUGUUCUGGGGGCAAAGCGAGGUGCAGAUCCUGAGCUGGGUGGGAGACACCAGCAGAGAAGAAAGAACCCUCAGGACACUGUCUACACUUCACUGCAGAAGGACAAGAUGGGUGAGGCAUACAGUGAAAUCGGAAUGAAGGGAGAGCAGCAAAGGCGGCGAGGCAAAGGGAACGAAGGUGUCUACCAGGGACUCAGUACAGCGACCAAGGACACUUAUGAUGCUCUCCAAAUGCAGCCUUUGCCCCCCCGCUAAGUGGGAGUCACAGAUGGGAUGGGCAAGAGUAAGAGAUGCUCACCUGCUUUGGGGAGGAGAGGAGAGAAAGCCUUGUUCAUCCAAAACAAACGCUGUGUAUUUUCUCAGUGCAAAAACCUACUUUGGCUGGUGAGCAGAGGGAGUAUGUCUGGACUUGGUCAGUCCCUUCUCCCUUCCCUCCUGAAUCAUGUAACUGCAAGCUUUAGCUAUUAAAGUGUACAUAUCUGUAAAGUUGUUUCCAAUAGCAGUGGUUACUAGGCUGAUUUUUGUAAGAUUUGUGUUGCGGGACCAGACCACACCUACUAAACACAGCUGUUUCCGUAGCUCUUACUUGCCUUCCAGGGGUAUCAUGACAUGCAAUUAUGGUUUCAGUGGAUUUAAAGAACAUGUAAAGAUAGGGCUGUAGUUAUUUCCUGUAGUAUUUAUCUUAAGACUAUUUGACACAGGCCAGCUAAACUUUUUGCUUUAAAUUUACCUUUUAAAAACUGUUUCAGUGGAGGAUGACUUUUUUCUUUAAUUGUAAAAAGUGAAGCGAUGUUAGUGUAGUGAAGGACAGAGGCUGAAUGCCAGCUUUUCAAUAUGAAGAAAAAGAGCACUAAGCUCCAAGAAAAGAUCAAGCAAUGGCAUUGCCACUCAUCCAGCACCUGGAGCUAAACAAGAGCCAGGUAACCUGCAAAAGAGACUUCUCAGAAUGCAGAAGAUACCCCUGUUGCAAUGAAAACAAGGAGAAUGGACUCCAACAAAGAGAGUAAUACUGGAAAAGCCAGGAAAACUCACCCUGGAGAAUCCCAUUUGGCUGAAGAGUUUGGCUGGAACAUCUGCCCCCUCACGUUAGCAACAUCUGCAACUAUCACUGCAGAACACACUCCCCUUGUAAGAGCUGGUAUGGCAAUUCCGAUGUUAGAAACAGACCAAAACUAUCACUUCUGGGCAACAGAAACUGUACAAAAGCCAAUGUAAAUGCAGUUUCCAAAGCAGUCUAUCGUCAGUUUGCCUUUAAAAGAUGAUGCAGGGAUCAUUCCAAAGAGAUACUAGUUCAACAAUGUAAUGCAUUUUUUGCUGAAUUAAUAAAGUUAGCGUCAAAGACCUGUGUGUGCGUGUGCACAGUGAACAGCUGUGGAAAUGGUACAAGCCCAUUAAGCUGAUGCAUUCAGGCUGGCUGGACCAAUUUACACUCAGCAGCAUAAUCUUCUAGGCAAGCUGAGGAGGACAGUAUUCCCACAGGAGCUUCUAAAGACAUCCUGGGAGGUGGGAUGGGAUGUUGGAAAAAUGCUGUAAGCCCAAGGUAACAGGGACACUUGC
Haliaeetus leucocephalus (bald eagle) is the source of this 2609-nucleotide messenger RNA. RefSeq names its product CD247 molecule (gene CD247). Gene Ontology annotation, biological process: cell surface receptor signaling pathway. The record is from RefSeq and is a predicted model, not a curated record. Gene Ontology annotation, cellular component: membrane. Gene Ontology annotation, molecular function: transmembrane signaling receptor activity. The transcript is spliced from 8 exons. NCBI's taxonomy places the organism in Eukaryota, Metazoa, Chordata, Aves, Accipitriformes, Accipitridae. The coding region runs from base 942 to 1307 and encodes 121 amino acids.